Hyalella azteca is the source of this 2833-nucleotide messenger RNA. RefSeq names its product katanin p60 ATPase-containing subunit A-like 2. The record is from RefSeq and is a predicted model, not a curated record. The transcript has 16 exons. Bases 231 to 2084 code for a protein of 617 amino acids. Gene Ontology annotation, molecular function: ATP binding; protein binding; ATP hydrolysis activity. Lineage: Eukaryota; Metazoa; Arthropoda; Malacostraca; Amphipoda; Hyalellidae.
AACCACCCACAUCCUUGCAACACUAAUUGAUCUAAAUAGAUUUCGUCCCUAAAUUAGCCGUAUAGAUUACCCUGAUUAGCUGCCUUGUUGUUCAAUAUCCGGCGCUGUAGUCAUGACGACGGCGUCAGGCAGGCAAUGUCGUCCUGAUAUUCUCCUCAAGUUAUAGCAUAAAAUAAGUGACUUUUUGAGGCUGGUGUGGGAAUUAAUCAAUCGAACUCACUGCCGCAGCCAUGCCGGGUCCAGCUGUGACUUUACAGAGCUUACGCGCCGCCAGCGUUGCCAGGGACAUGGCGGAGAAAAGAGCUGACGUCAGACGGAAGAGCCUCCUGAUUCUGGUUCAUCACUAUCUCCAAAAAGAAGGUUUCACCGCGAGCGCCCAGCAGCUCAUCGGAGAGUCACGCUUGAGUGCUGAGAACUUCAGCGUGUGUGAAGACAGCGACCUGGACUCAGUGCUAAGCCUGUAUGAGAGGUGGUAUUGUGAUAAGUUUGAAAGAUAUCCGCGGUUUGCCAAGCGCGCUACCGAAAAGGUGGGAGAUUCGGGGGUGCAAACUCCCCCCAACUCCGUGGGUAGAAAACCUCCCCCAGACCUCACGGAACACAACAGGGUUGGGGGUGAUGUCAGCAAACGCUCCUUUCCCCGAAAAGGCGCAAGCUUUAAUCGCUACAGCAGCGACCCUAACUUAUCGAACAUCGGCAAAACCUUACCAGAUCGUAAAAGGUCGAGAGGUAGUCCCGAUAUCAAGACGCUCGACCACGUACUAGACAACAGACGCAAACACAACUUUAUCAGAAAACCUUUGGUUGGACGACGAUCGCCCGGUGACGAAAAGCGUGACCGCACCAAGUCGUCCUCCGACAGCGACAGCGAUAAAGGCAACCGCAGCGCACCAGGCAGCGGCAACCGCAGCAACAUCAGUCCAUUCCAGCCACUCACUCCCGCCAAAAUGGGUCACCAAAUCCUCGACCUGAAGAGCAUGAUCAGGGACUACACUCGCUUGGAAGACAACAUCGGCGACAUCGGCCGUGGCAAGAAGCCCGGCGCAGACGCAACGAAGAAGGCAACCGAAGCGUCGCAGAAUGGCGAAGAAAAUGGAGAAGAUCUUCUAGACGAGAGAGUGGUGAAAGGCCCGGGAUCUGAGAUCCCUCCAAGUCUGACAGGGGACUUGAAAGAUCUUGCUAUGUCGAUCCUUAGGGAAGUGGUGGUUGAGAACCCUGCAGUGAGCUGGGGAGAUGUCUUGGGUGUAGAAGAUGCUAAGAAACUUCUGAAGGAGGCUGUAGUUUACCCACUGAAAUAUCCUCAGUUGUUCGUAGGGCGCUUCAAGCCGUGGCGGGGGGUGCUGUUGUACGGACCUCCGGGCACUGGGAAAACACUGCUGGCAAAGGCCGUGGCGACAGAAUGCAAGACUACAUUUUUCAACAUCUCAGCAACAACAUUAGUGUCAAAAUGGCGGGGCGACUCAGAGAAGCUUGUCAGGGUGCUGUUCGAGAUGGCCCGCCACCACGCGCCCAGCACGAUAUUCGUGGACGAGCUGGACGCUCUGAUGGGCAGCAGAGCUGGCGACCAGGAGCACGAAGCAUCCAGACGCAUGAAGACCCAGCUGCUGGUCGAGCUGGACGGCCUGACCGCUACCAACGAACACGUCUUCCUUCUGGCAGCUUCUAAUAUUCCUUGGGAGCUGGAUCCAGCUAUGCUGCGUCGCUUGGAGAAAAGAAUCCUCGUGCCGCUGCCCUCAGCAGAAGCGAGAUCCGCCAUGUUCAUGCACCAUCUACCACCUGACCUGCUGGACCUGGCCGAGGCCGGACACACUGUCAGCACCCACCUAGACUACAACCACCUGGCCCAGAUGAGCGAAGGCUACAGUGGCUCGGAUCUGAAGAUCGUCUGCAGAGAGGCUGCUAUGAUGUCACUAAGAAAGAUUUUCAAAGUAUUAGAGGAUCGAUCAGUUGACGACGACGACCUGCCGGAGCUACAGCUCGAAGACAUCACCAUGAGGGACGUCGAGACGGCGCUGGCGCGGACCAAACCCGCGCAGCAAGACUCCCAGCAGUACAUCGAGUGGCAUGAGAAGUUCGGCUCCGUGUAGACUGUAGAACUUUCGCAAUACAACUAUUCAUUACUUUUUUUGAUAAUUUUUUGAUAAUAUUUUGGCUGAUGUCACCGAUAGAAUAACGCUGGUUUAAUAUAAAAAAUAUCUUUCCGUACCUUUUAAUUAAACGUUCGGCUAUGAGCAAAACUUCAACAAACUCAGCUCAAGCAAAUGUUCAAGAUUUUAGAACAAUACUACGGAUUGCAUUGCUAGGCUAUGAUGCUCUGUUGCGGAUCUGUGACUGGCUGGAAAAUUUUUGUUCAUUUAAAAUAUCGACUUUGCUAAUAAUUCUUGAUGUGCGACCGCAGACAUUCUGGCUCUAGUUGUCGGGUCGGGAGUUUUCCAAAUAUGAACAAAAUUAGGUAUGCUCAUUGGACAAGAAAGUAACCCUCAUCGCUAAUGAAAAAAUGUAAACUAGAAUCGAGAACAAACACCAAAUCACAUAUUCAACAGUUUGCAGCUUAACAUAUCAAUAUACUGUAUUUCAGCGUCGUAUCGUGUGCUUGAAUAUUUCACCAAACACAUCCGAGUAUAACCAAUUCACUUGAAAUCCAAUGGAGUAGUCGGUCUCACUUCGGAUUGUUGACAACUGCAUAACGUAUUACAGUAAGUUUUGUUAAAGCUGUUCGACGUGUUCGUGCUAGUCCGUUUAGUGAAAAGUUCAAGAAAAUAUGUACAUUGGCAUUUCCCAAGAGUUUUAAGGGGACCGGCUACCCUCCAGAAAAACUUCUACAGUUAUUAUCCGA